AACAAACUGACGAGGGGUCUUCUUGACACAGACGCCGUUAGAGCCACGGGACUUUGCGUGCGAAGUUUGCACAGCAGAGAUCGGGACCAAGCCGGAGAUAUCUCGACCACAUCCACGGCAUUCUCGCUUCAAGGAGGGAGGUCUGCGAUCAUGCUGUCGCUGGACGAGCCUCUGGACCUGAAGCUUCCUCGGAGGGCCAACGGGAAGGACAGAGAGGCGCGCAAUCCUCCUCUCUCACCGCUGCACCCCAAACAUGCUCGCCAGCUCCACAUGGCAGAUGAUGGGACAGCAGUCAUAGAGCCUGCCUCACCAGCAUCUCCACACACAGGCGUGCAGGUGGUCCCUCAUGAUCGAACAGACACUCCCACCCCCCCUGCAGUGGACCUGAGCAUGUCUCCAUCCUCCCGCCACACCCCAAGCUCUCCAGAAAUGACCAACGGAAACUACAUCCCUUCAGGCAAUUCUCAUAUCUCACAGGCCUUCCAGUUCUUUGUGCCAAUAGGACAUGGGACAGGACUUCACCUUCCAUCCUCUAUGUUCAUUGGCCAGACUAGUGACAAGAGAUCCUCUCCAGAUCUUUCAGCAGAUGAACAGCUAGCCUGUCGUUGGAAGAAGUGCCAUCUGCUGUUUGACUCCCUGCAAGACCUGGUGGACCACGUUAACGACUUCCACGUCAAACCUGAAAAGGAUUCUGGGUACUGCUGCCACUGGGAGGGCUGUGCUCGCAAAGGGAGAGGGUUUAAUGCUAGGUACAAAAUGCUCAUCCACAUUCGCACUCACACUAAUGAGAAACCCCAUCGCUGUCCCACCUGCAACAAGAGCUUCUCGCGCCUGGAGAAUCUCAAGAUACACAACCGCUCACACACAGGUGAAAAGCCCUACAUUUGUCCGUAUGAGGGUUGCAACAAGCGCUACUCCAACUCCAGCGACCGCUUCAAACACACACGCACGCACUAUGUGGACAAGCCCUACUACUGCAAGAUGGUGGGCUGCUUGAAGCGCUACACAGAUCCCAGCUCUCUCCGCAAGCACAUCAAAGCCCACGGCCACUUUGUGACUCAGGAGCAGGGCUCCUCGGGUGGAGUGGGCUCCCUGUUAAAGGGAAGUCAGAGCGGGGGGUUUACUAGUGGUGGUGGGAAAGAUUCAGAGUUGUCCUAUGUGAGUGGAGCCCACAUUAUAAUCCCAGGGGCAGCGGCUGCUCUCCUGGGAGGCCAUGCUCUGCAGGGCCUGGGUGGAAGCCUGCCCCUGUCCCCACUCAGUUCUCGGCCCCUGGACCUCAGCACACUGGGCUGUGCCAACUCCCCUCCUGGCAGCUUGGGAGGAACAUCCAUCCUCUCUUUCAACGGCUCCCCGCUGGGUCUCACAAAGUCCCAUCUUCUCUCCCCCGCGUUUCCCUCCUCGGCCCUGGGCCUGCCGAUGGUGCCGGUUCUGGGGCCCGCAUCCGAGUGCAGGGCCCAGAACCACCAUGCAAAGAAGGGCAAAGGAGAGGAGGCAGAGAAUGAGGUGACUGGGGGGGCCCUGAACCUCUCCACAGGAGGGUCUCAUGAUCCUUUGUCCUGGGUCGUCAUCCCCCCAGGCACUGUGGUGCUCAAGCCAGCUGUGGUCAACUGAUACACACACACACACACACACACACACACACACACACACACACACACACACGUUUUACUAACACACAUUCCAGAAGAGCUCAGGGGGUCGGGAUGGGAGGGUCAAUGCCAUAGUGAGGGUCUGGGCAGUCAAAGGUGAUAGGGAUUGGCUCGCACAAUCAAAUCCAGGCAAUGCAUUGGGAUAGAGACACUUAAAGAAUAAAAGCAUACUUAUCAAAUCGGCAAUCAGCAAAACAAGUGAAAAUACUACACCUCACAAGAAUGAGCGUGCAACAGAAGGCUAUCGCAUUGUUGGCAAAAAACUAAACUUGAGGCCCAAAUGCUCUGUUCAGGAAACUUGUAUGGCUAAGGCCUUACAACAGGCUCCUCUUUCCUCUCUUAUUUUAUACUCUACUCAUUCCUGUUUGCUGUUUCUAUGGACAAGGACCAUGAACGUGACAGUCUUAGUGCUCUGUGUUCUUACAAAAGUCCUCCUUCAUUGACAAGUAUUUAUAAGACUGUACUUUGACAGUGUGCCUCCAGCUUUGCAGUGAGAUACACACACAAACACACACACACACACACACACACACACACACAUACAAAAUAAGUGACGCGCUCACAUUUAGGCAAACAGGGGGAUUCUCAAAUCACUUUAAAGUUUUGACCUAUUUCUCGCAGGGCGCUGUGAUUAAUAUGAUCCAGACAAGCUUGCCAAACCAAAGCAAGUGAACUCAAAUGUAUUUGUGCGGGGGGACGAGACCAUUAAACACAGCGAAUAAUAGCGUCAACUGGCUAUAGUAUCGAAACCUCAAAACUGCUGCUAACUAUUGACAAUCUGUCCCCAGUUUGGGGAGAGGGUGACCAACACAGACCAGCCUAGUCCACCAGAAUGUGUACGAGGUGUGCAGACUAGGGGCUUUUAGGGGCACGGAGCAAACUGAGGACAUAACAUAGACAAACGGUGUUACAUCACCUGGCAAUCACCAAUCGAUUUUCAAGUGAGAUUUAAGGCACUGUGGUGUAGCCGACACCCUCCAACCCCCCUCCUAGUAGGACGUGACACACACGACAUCCUGCUUGCCUUUUACAGAACUAGCACUGUUUUUUUCUCUUGGAUUGUCCAGCUGCUUUCUCGUAAUUGAAUCAACACGGCCAUCUUGCGUAUGAAAGGGCCACUGUGGCGAUAAACACUACUGUCUUGUUUUUUUUUGUUUUUUUUUAAGUAACCCGACCCAAAACCAGCUGUGAAAAACAGGUGGUCGUCCAGUCGAGGUCCAACCCGGAGCCGUCGGUCGAAUAUUUGUCCUGAGUUCAACAAGUUUUCACGCUGUGCCAAAAGUACCUGGAAAACUGCAAGCGGGAUGUUCGCAUUGUGCCACAUGGGAGGGGUGGAGGUGUGUUUGGGCGGGGGGGUGUUGUGCACUCAGUGCCACAUACAGCUGGACUGACUAUGAAGCCACACUAUUGCAAACUGCCUCAAUUUACUCUGUCCAAAGGGGCAAAAAUGGACAAAACAACAACAAAAAAAGACUCAUUUAACUUCUGGGAAACUUCUCAUGGUUUGAUAAAGCUGUCGACAUGCACUUAUCACAAACUAUAUCCCUUGUGUGUUCUUAUGAAAUGUUACACGGUUCUUUGAUCAGUUGUUUUGCUCUCAGUCCAUUUUUUUUCCUGCUGUGGGUCCUUCCAGACGCCUGUCGCUCAGUAAUUGUCCGUGACACUGACUUUGAUUGCUGCGUGCACAGAAGAGAGAGGUCGAGGAGCGGGAGAGGAGGAUCAUAACACAAGGAACAUUCCCUCAAGAGACUGACAUAAACCCCAGCCCUCCUCUCUCUUCACUCCUCCAUCUCUCCCCUCUCCUUCCGCUUCAUUGGCUGUCUCCUUUUUUCAUCACUUUAUCCAAGGGGGCGAUACAUUUAGUUAUUGCUGUUUCGUGUUUUUUUUCUCUCUCUUUUUGUUUUGCUGUUGUUCAGACGAGACAUUUUUUCUAAUGUUGAAGAUGCUUCUUGUGUUCUGUCAUGGCUUCUCUGCAAAUCAGCUUUCUGCUGUCGAGGAUGAGUCUUUCGAGAGGUCGAAGAGUCGAAGAGAGGGAGAGCUUUGGUUGGUUUUCCAGCAGCAGUGGUCCCCAAUCUGACAUCUGGGAGACAAAAGGGAUAUUAUUAUAAAUCUGAAGGGUCGGGUAAUAAUUUUUAAAAACUUUAAAAAUGCUUCAGUAGAUCAGUGGAUGACACUAAGUCUGUUUGCCAGCCUGUUAUUUUGCCAUUAGACCUAUAUGUGAAUAAUCUUUAGUCUUUCUAGAAUAAUGAAUCCAGUGUGAUUCUUUUGCCCCUCAGGAUCAUUUUAAUAAUUCAAGUGAUCUCUAUCAUCUAGUGCUGUCAUCCACCCAUCCAUCCUCUUCAGGAUUAGUAGGGGUGCUGGCGUGUAUCCCAGCUUUUACUGGGCAAAAGGACAGCUCACCAGUCUGUCACAGGGCUAACAGAGAGACAGACCACUGUUCACACCUAUGGCCAAUUUUUUCCAUUGUAGUAUGUUAUCAUGUACUUUAACACACUGCCUUUCCCGAGCGUAACCUCACAGAGACAGUUAAGUCCUCAGUGUGGUUUCCUAUACAGUGUCACAAACUCCUUAACUCCUCCCCCGUGGAUGCCUUCUAUGGGUAACCUUUGUUUCUCUUUGAUCUGAGUCUUUUCUGUCAUAUUGCAGAUCUGCUUCCAGAGCAAAAUGACUGGGUUUGAAUCAGAAGUGAGCUCUGCCUAUACAGCUUACCAAGGCUACCCUUGGAAAAAAACAUAGAACCUGCUCUAAUGAUCGUCAAACAACGUCUUUAUUGAUAUGUAAAGGGCGACGCUGUUAAAUUUCUUAAAGAGUUAAAAUGAAACCGUGUUGUGAGGAACGGUAUCAGUGUUUGGGGGAUCUGCUGAACAUAUAUUAAGACUAAGACCAUACACUGUGCAAAAAGACAAGGUGGCAGACACAGUGAUCUGUAAUCUGUUCAGUAGGUUUGGGUUCAAAUGAAUGAUGUCCUUGAAAAUGUGGAUUUUCUAUCAAUAGAUGUGUGCAAUUUUCAUGCAGAACAAACAAGAGGCAGCACUUCCAAAACUUUACAGAUUCUACCAAAACCUGGAAACCCUGAUUUCGAGGCCAUAACUGCAGAUUUGAUCCCUUUUGUCUUAAGCCAAAAGGUUGGAACCACUGCUUUGACAUUACAGUCCUCCAAGACAAACACACCGGUGUGUGCCACUGAGGGAGUGUGAGCAUAAUAAAUGUCUUUAUUGAGAGAGUAUCCGAAACAAAAAAA
This is a messenger RNA of Pundamilia nyererei, 4890 nucleotides long. RefSeq names its product GLIS family zinc finger 2b (gene glis2b). NCBI's taxonomy places the organism in Eukaryota, Metazoa, Chordata, Actinopteri, Cichliformes, Cichlidae. The transcript has 7 exons. Bases 151 to 1611 code for a protein of 486 amino acids. Gene Ontology annotation, molecular function: RNA polymerase II cis-regulatory region sequence-specific DNA binding; DNA-binding transcription factor activity, RNA polymerase II-specific. Gene Ontology annotation, cellular component: nucleus. The record is from RefSeq and is a predicted model, not a curated record. Gene Ontology annotation, biological process: regulation of transcription by RNA polymerase II.